AUGGGUGUCUCCAAGUUUUUCCAUGAACUCAAAACUAAUGCUUCUCCCAAGAGGAUGUUCAAGGCUAUGAUCACCGAUAACCACGAUGUUUUACCGAAAGUCUCCCCAUCCAUCAAGAGCAUUGAGACAAUUGAAGGAGGUGGUGGUGUUGGCAGUGUCAAACAGACAAACUUCUCUGAUGGGUCUCACUUCAAGAACAUGAAGAACAGGCUCGACUUUCUGGACACAGAAAACUACGUGAGCAAGUUCACUUUGGUUGAGGGAGACGCGCUUGGUGACCAGCUUGAAAAGAUAUGUUAUGAGAUAAAAUUCGAGGAUUCAAAGGAUGGAGGAUGUGUCAUCAAGAUCACCAGUGAGUAUCAUGCCAAGGGCAAUGUUGUACUUAAAGAAGACGAUGUUGAAGCAGGCAUGGGACUUGUUAUGGGACUCUACAAGUCUUGUGCAGAUUACCUGAUUGCCAAUCCUCAUUUUCCCACGAGAGAGACAUCCACGUGUUGCGGGGAGUUGGGCAGCGAGGAAGAGCUGGAAGGAGAACUGAGUGUCACUCUCGACAGUGAUUACGAUUAUGAUGCUGCAAGGAAUACCUCCGCGGAGGAGGCGAUCGGGAAGGAGGCAGUCAAGGGUGAAACUUCCAAUUACUCCGAUUUUCUCUUCCCUAAAUCCAAGUCAAAGCUCGCAUCUCAAACUCCAACUCUCCUGUCAAUAUCGCCGGCAGAUUCUGGCGUUUUCACUGGCCUCUGA
This is a messenger RNA of Fraxinus pennsylvanica, 741 nucleotides long. The record is from the annotation of a GenBank genome assembly. NCBI's taxonomy places the organism in Eukaryota, Viridiplantae, Streptophyta, Magnoliopsida, Lamiales, Oleaceae.